Gavia stellata (red-throated loon) is the source of this 1723-nucleotide messenger RNA. It is a transcript of the gene SLC35F5, whose product is annotated as solute carrier family 35 member F5. The coding region runs from base 1 to 1443 and encodes 480 amino acids. Gene Ontology annotation, cellular component: membrane. The transcript is spliced from 14 exons. Gene Ontology annotation, biological process: regulation of peptide transport. NCBI's taxonomy places the organism in Eukaryota, Metazoa, Chordata, Aves, Gaviiformes, Gaviidae. The record is from RefSeq and is a predicted model, not a curated record.
AUGGUGUGGGUUUUUAUCAUGAACCGAAUGAGCUCCCAGAGCAGUUCAUCCACUCAGCGUAGGCGAAUGGCUCUAGGAAUUGUCAUUCUUCUCCUUGUUGACGUGAUAUGGGUUGCCUCUUCAGAACUCACUUCUUAUGUUUUUACAAAGUACAACAAACCUUUUUUCAGUACAUUUGCAAAAACAUCCAUGUUUGUUCUAUACCUCUUUGGAUUUAUUGUUUGGAAACCAUGGAGGCAACAGUGUACUCGUGGGUUUCGUGGAAGGCAUGCAGCUUUUUUUGCAGAUGCUGAAGGUUAUUUUGCUGCUUGUACAACAGAUAACACCAUAAACAGUUCUCUGAGUGAACCUUUAUAUGUUCCUGUAAAGUUUCAUGAUUUGCCAACUGAAAAAAAUGGCAGUAAUAAUAGUGAUGCAGAGAAAACUCCCAAAAAGCCUCGUGUAAGGUUCAGUAACAUCAUGGAGAUUCGACAACUUCCAUCGAGCCAUGCAUUGGAAGCAAAGUUGUCUCGCAUGUCAUAUCCAACAGUUAAGGAGCAGGAAUCAAUAUUAAAAACUGUAGGAAAACUCACUGCAACUCAAGUAGCAAAAAUUAGCUUUUUCUUUUGCUUUGUGUGGUUCUUGGCAAAUUUCUCUUACCAAGAAGCUCUGUCAGAUACCCAAGUUGCCAUAGUUAAUAUCUUGUCUUCAACCUCUGGACUUUUUACGUUAAUCUUAGCUGCAGUCUUUCCCAGUAACAGUGGAGAUAGGUUUACCCUAUCCAAAUUAUUAGCUGUUAUUUUAAGCAUUGGUGGUGUGGUACUUGUUAACCUUUCUGGAUCGGAGAAAUCUGCUGGAAAAGAUACAAUAGGUUCCCUUUGGUCUCUUGUAGGAGCAAUGCUGUAUGCUGUGUACAUAGUAAUGAUAAAAAGGAAAGUAGAUAGAGAAGAUAAACUUGACAUACCAAUGUUCUUUGGUUUUGUAGGGCUGUUUAACCUGUUGCUGCUGUGGCCAGGGUUUUUCCUGCUUCACUAUACUGGGUUUGAAGCAUUUGAGUUUCCCAAUAAACUGAUAUGGAUGUGCAUUGUCAUUAAUGGCCUUAUCGGAACAGUUCUGUCAGAGUUCCUCUGGCUGUGGGGCUGCUUUCUUACCUCAUCACUGAUAGGCACACUUGCGCUAAGCCUUACAAUACCUCUGUCCAUAAUAGCUGACAUGUGCAUGCAAAAGGUGCAGUUUUCCUGGUUAUUUUUUGCAGGGGCAGUCCCUGUAUUUUUUUCUUUUUUCAUUGCAACUCUCUUGUGUCACUAUAACAACUGGGAUCCAGUGAUGGUGGGAAUCAGAAGAAUUUUUGCCUUUAUUUGUAGAAAACAUCGAAUUCAGAGAAUGCCGGAAGAAAGUGAGCAGUGUGAGAGUCUCAUUCCUAUGCAUAGUGUUUCGCAAGAUGGAGACAAUUGCUGUUCAUAGACAAAAGUUUAAAAAUGGAAUGAUGCCCAGCGAAGAGACAAUCUUCUGGAAAAGUCCCUAAGGAAUCAUGUUUCAGUGCCUAUUCUGAAUUCAUAGUAAAAAUAAGAAGUUUCAGUUCUUUUGAAACUCUAAACUUUUCCUCUUUCUUGCUUUCAUCUGGUUUUAUAAGUGAACAAAUUUACUACAUGCCUAUCACCAUAGGGAGUCUUAGUCCAUCUGAGCAACCAACCUGCCUUAUUACACUGAGCUGGUGUGUACUUGACAAAAUCAAGAAAACAAA